Molecule: messenger RNA, 1363 nt
Organism: Aspergillus calidoustus
Lineage: Eukaryota; Fungi; Ascomycota; Eurotiomycetes; Eurotiales; Aspergillaceae
Source: the annotation of a GenBank genome assembly
ACUCCGCUCAAAGAAAUCGAGAGACCCCCCCUUCUUCUCUUAAGGCCCCUCGUGCUUGCUCGCUCUCCGAAAUUCUGUUCAUAUUUCUAGUCCCCAGUCCAAUUGCUCUGUUUGCGCCCGUCAUCUCAUAUCACUUUUCUCCAAAAUGUCUUCACCGCGUGCCGCUUUUGAGGCGGUAUUUCCCUCGCUGGCUCAGGAUAUCCUUGAUCAUGCGAAGAAGUACAACCUGCCCCAGAAUGCCCUCGAGUGGCUCGAAAAGAACCUCAACACCAACGUUCCCGGCGGAAAGCUCAACCGCGGUCUCUCCGUCCCCGAUACCGGUGUUGCGCUGCUGAAGAAGCCGCUGUCUGAGGAGCAAUACAAGGAUCUCGCCACACUGGGCUGGAUGACUGAAUUGCUUCAGGCUUUCUUCCUGGUCAGUGAUGACCUUAUGGAUGGCUCCAUCACCCGGCGCGGUCAGCCCUGCUGGUACCGUCAGCCUGGAGUUGGUCUCAUCGCGAUCAACGACGCUUUCCUCCUCGAGUCCGGCAUCUAUAUCAUCCUGAAGAAACAAUUCCGCUCCCACCCUGCCUACAUUGACAUCGUUGAGCUCUUCCACGAGACUACCUGGCAAACCGAGCUAGGCCAGCUGUGCGACUUGAUCACGGCCCCUGAAGACAAGGUCGACCUCGACAACUUUUCCAUGGAGAAGUACAUGUUCAUCGUCACCUACAAGACCGCCUACUACAGCUUCUACCUUCCCGUCGCCCUUGCUCUCCUUUACCUCCAGCUUGCGACCCCUGAGAACCUCCAGCAGGCCCACGACAUCCUCAUUCCCCUCGGCCAGUACUUCCAGGUCCAAGACGACUACCUUGACGCAUACGGCGACCCCGAGGUCAUUGGAAAGAUAGGAACCGAUAUUCAGGACAACAAGUGCUCGUGGAUUGUGAACCAGGCUCUCCAACGUUGCAACGCUGAGCAGCGCAAGCUCCUCGAUACUUGCUACGGUCGCAAGGACGCCGCUCUCGAGGCCAAGGUCAAGGAGCUCUUCAAGGAGCUGGAUCUGGAGACAGUCUACAAGGAGUAUGAGGAGAAGAUUGUGGGCGAGAUCAAGACUAAGAUCGCGGCCGUGGACGAGUCCCAGGGACUGAAGAAGGAGGUCUUUGAGGCCUUCCUAGGUAAGAUUUACAAGCGCACCAAAUAAGCGUCUCGGCAUUAUUGUACAGCAGCUGCAGAUGACAUUCCGACGGAUAUACCUCGUAAUAUAGAAUAGAAUGAUUGGAUGACCGUUAUUGAACUUUUGUCGAUUGCGUACGAGUACACUGGAGCAUAGUUGGUGAGCCUCCAAUAAGGAGAAAUAGAAGCCUCGACCCUGAGACUCCGG